AUGCGGGGGCGGGAGAGGCGUGCCGGGAUGACACGGAUCAUCACCCUGUGGAUUAUCUGGGCCAGCUGGCUCUGCUUGACGGCCAACGCACAGAUGAAGAUACCGCCCGAAACGGUUCAGCAAUGGGCCGUCUCCUACGGAAAACAAAUCAUUGCUCUUUCAACAAAAUACUCUGGUGCUCUGCUACUCCAAAAGAAAUACAAAGACGUUGAGCCCACGGUGAAGAUGGAGGAGGUGGACGGAGAGGAACUGGUGAAGAAGUUUGCUGAGGAGAUGGAGGGCAUGCUGGGUAGGAAGAUGAAGUCUGUCAAGAGACUGGCGGAAGCAGCGGAGGACGCUGAUCUAUACCAUGAAUUCAACGCUACCUUAGAGUUUGACUACUAUAACUCUAUGCUGAUCAACUCAGUGGAUAAAGAUGGAAACGCUAUCGAGCUGGGAGGAGAGUUUCCUCUGGAAGAGAAUGAACACUUCAACAAGCUCCAGGUCAACACUCUGCAGAGCGACAUACAGGUCCCCACCAACGUUUACAACAAAGACCCUGGUAUUCUAAACGGGGUGUACAUGUCGGAGGCCCUGAACGAUGUGUUCGUGGAUAACUUCCAGAAGGACCCUACUCUAACCUGGCAGUACUUUGGCAGUGCCACUGGCUUCUUCAGACUCUACCCAGGCAUCGCGUGGACCCCAGAUGAAAAUGGUGUCGUCACGUUUGACUGCAGGAACAGAAACUGGUACAUCCAGGCUGCGACCUCUCCCAAGGACAUCAUCAUCGUAGUGGACGUCAGCGGGAGUAUGAAGGGUCUUAGGCUCACUAUCGCCAAGCACACUAUUAACACCAUCCUGGACACGCUAGGGGAGAACGACUUUGUCAAUGUCAUCGCCUACAGCGACUACGUCCAAUACGUGGAGCCCUGCUUCAAGGGCACUCUGGUCCAGGCUGACCUGGACAACCGAGAGCACUUCAAGUUGCUGGUUGAGGAGCUCCAGGUAAAAGGAGAGGGCAAAGUCAAGAAGGCCAUGAAGGAAUCCUUCAAAAUCCUGAAUGAGGCUGCAUCGUUGGGUCAGGGCAGUCUGUGUAACCAGGCCAUCAUGCUGAUCACUGACGGAGCCAUGGAGGAUUAUGAGGAAGUGUUUCAGGAGUUCAACUGGCCAGAACGCAGGGUCCGUGUGUUUACUUACCUUAUUGGUCGAGAGGUGACCUUCGCUGACACUGUGAAGUGGAUUGCUUGCAACAAUAAAGGUUACUACACACACGUCUCCACGCUGGCCGAUGUUCAGGAGAAUGUCAUGGAGUACCUUCACGUUCUGAGUCGACCAAUGGUCAUCAACCAUGAUCACGACAUCAUCUGGACAGAGGCUUACAUGGACAGUGCGCUGUUCAACACCCAGGCUCAGAGCCUGCUCCUCAUGACCUCUGUGGCCAUGCCUGUGUUCAGCAAGAAGAAGGAGACGUUGUCUCAUGGUAUUCUGCUGGGGGUGGUGGGUACUGACGUCCCUCUGAGAGAACUGAUGAGGCUGGCUCCUAGAUACAAGCUGGGUGUCCAUGGUUACGCCUUCCUCAACACCAACAACGGUUACAUCCUCGCCCACCCUGCCCUCCGACCCCUGUAUAAGGAGGGAAAGAAGCUGAAGCCCAAACCCAACUACAACAGUGUUGAUCUGGCCGAGGUGGAGUGGGAGGACACAGAGGAGACAUUGAGAACUGCCAUGGUAAAAGGAGAGACAGGUACUCUGUCCUUAGACGUCAGAGCCACUGUAGAGAAAGGGAGAAGAGUCAUGUUCCUGAAGAAUGACUACUUCUACACAACCAUCAACGAGACUCCGUUCAGUCUUGGCAUGGUGCUGACCAGAGGGCACGGUGAAUACAUCUUCAUAGGGAACGUGUCUGUGAAGGAAGGCCUCAAUGACCUGAUGCAGCCAGAUGUGACCAUCGCAAAUGAGUGGACCUACUGUGAGACAGACAUUGACCCUCACCACCGCAAGCUGACCCAGAUCCAGGCUGUGUUUCGAUACCUCACAGGGAAGGAACCUGAUCUGGAGUGA
Salvelinus fontinalis (brook trout) is the source of this 2040-nucleotide messenger RNA. RefSeq names its product voltage-dependent calcium channel subunit alpha-2/delta-4-like. The coding region runs from base 1 to 2040 and encodes 679 amino acids. NCBI's taxonomy places the organism in Eukaryota, Metazoa, Chordata, Actinopteri, Salmoniformes, Salmonidae. The record is from RefSeq and is a predicted model, not a curated record. Gene Ontology annotation, cellular component: voltage-gated calcium channel complex. Gene Ontology annotation, molecular function: voltage-gated calcium channel activity. The transcript is spliced from 21 exons.